CUGGCCUUGAAAAACGAAGCAGCCCAGCAGAUUCUGUGUGUUAAGCUUUGUUUUGCUGCUCUCCUCCUCACCUCCGUGUUUGGAGCCUUGCUCUGAGCAAAACUACAAAUACGGAAGAAAGAAGUGUGAAGGACAGAAAAGAUGUUGGUGCUGUCUAACGACACAGCCCUGAAUUCUCUCCUCUCCAAGCUGCUUCAAGACUACCUGGAGCAGACAAAUAGCUCUGCACCUUCCCAGGUCAGAAGUGCUGGCAGCAACCUGGAAAUCAUCUACGUGCUGCUGAUGGUUGGCCUCUUCGGCUUCUUCACAGUGGGAGUCAUGCUGACCAACAUCCGUGCUAGGAAGCUGGAGGACUCCCGUGACCCCUACAACACCUACAUUGCCACAGACAUUUGGCACAAGAAGGACAGGGAGUAUUUUCAAGCCAAGCUCAUAGAAAAUUACAAGCUGUGCUGUGUCUUUGAAAACCAGCAGGCCGUGGAGCAACCAAACAUGCAGAUUCCUGAAGCAAAGUCUUCCUAGCAA
Messenger RNA from Apus apus (common swift), 525 nucleotides. It is a transcript of the gene KCNE1, whose product is annotated as potassium voltage-gated channel subfamily E regulatory subunit 1. Gene Ontology annotation, biological process: regulation of ventricular cardiac muscle cell membrane repolarization; potassium ion export across plasma membrane; regulation of heart rate by cardiac conduction. Gene Ontology annotation, cellular component: membrane. The record is from RefSeq and is a predicted model, not a curated record. NCBI's taxonomy places the organism in Eukaryota, Metazoa, Chordata, Aves, Apodiformes, Apodidae. Bases 142 to 522 code for a protein of 126 amino acids. Gene Ontology annotation, molecular function: delayed rectifier potassium channel activity; voltage-gated potassium channel activity involved in ventricular cardiac muscle cell action potential repolarization; transmembrane transporter binding. The transcript has 2 exons.